UUCAAAGAUGUCUAAAAGACUUGCACUUCUACAACAUCUUCUCCUUGCCAUCCUCUCCGUUUCUUCGACGGAGUCUCGUCGAACACCGUUUGCAUGCGACCCGAGAAAUGCGUCGACGAGGAGUUUGCAGUUCUGCCGGACGAAUUUGCCGAUUCACGUGAGGGUUAGGGACUUGCUGGGGAGGUUGACGUUGCAAGAGAAGACCAGGUUGUUGGUUAACAAUGCGAUAGCCGUGCCGAGGCUCGGGAUUAAGGGGUACGAGUGGUGGUCCGAGGCUCUCCACGGGGUGUCCAACGUCGGUCCGGGGACCAAGUUCGGCGGUUCGUUCCCGGGUGCCACUAGUUUCCCUCAAGUCAUCACCACCGCAGCCUCGUUCAACGAAUCGUUGUGGGAGAAAAUCGGACGGGUGGUUUCAGAUGAAGCAAGAGCCAUGUACAAUGGAGGAAUGGCUGGUUUGACAUAUUGGAGUCCUAACGUGAACAUAUUCCGUGACCCGCGAUGGGGUCGAGGCCAAGAAACUCCCGGCGAAGACCCGGUUCUCGCAGGUAAAUAUGCCGCCAACUAUGUCCGGGGCCUCCAAAUCGCUGUCGGGAACCGCCUAAAAGUCGCCGCCUGCUGCAAACACUACACUGCUUACGAUCUUGAUAAUUGGAAGGGCGUGGACCGAUACCAUUUCAAUGCCAGGGUUAGUAAACAAGACCUGGUGGAUACAUAUGAUGUGCCAUUCAAAGCUUGUGUGGUGGAAGGGAAAGUUGCUAGUGUGAUGUGUUCUUACAAUCAAGUGAAUGGCAAGCCGACUUGUGCCGAUCCGGACCUACUCAAGGGCACGAUUCGAGGCCAAUGGCAUCUCAAUGGGUAUAUUGUAUCAGAUUGUGAUUCAGUUGGUGUAAUGUAUGACACUCAGCAUUUCACUGCUACACCAGAAGAGGCUGCUGCAGCUACCAUCAAAGCAGGUUUGGAUUUGGAUUGCGGACCAUUUUUGGCAGUCUAUACGGACCAGGCAAUAAGGAGGGGCUUGUUAGCCGAGGCUGAUGUUGACAUGGCUCUAGCCAACACCAUGACGGUCCAAAUGAGGCUCGGCAUGUUUGACGGCGAGCCAUCGGCUCAACCGUACGGACGCUUGGGUCCGAAACAUGUGUGCACGCCAGCUCAUAAACAACUUGCUCUCGAGGCUGCUAGACAGGGCAUAGUUUUGCUAAAGAACUCCGGGCCUUUGCCGUUGUCCACUUCGCAUCAUCAUCGGACCAUUGCGGUUAUCGGACCCAAUUCAGAUGUCACUGAAACAAUGAUAGGAAACUAUGCAGGAGUGGCAUGCGGUUACACGAGUCCCUUGCAAGGUAUUUCGAGAUAUGCGAGGACUAUUCAUCAGGCAGGCUGUUCAAACGUUGCUUGUACUGCAAACAAUCUGUUUGGAGCUGCGGAAGCUGCUGCUCGCCAGGCCGAUGCAACGGUGCUUGUGAUGGGGCUCGACCAAUCAAUGGAAGCGGAAUUUAGGGACAGGGAAGGGCUGCUCUUGCCAGGACACCAGCAAGAGUUGGUUUCCAGGGUGGCUCGAGCCUCCAGGGGACCUACAGUUUUGGUUUUGAUGUCAGGUGGCCCAAUCGACGUCUCGUUCGCCAAGAACGAUCGUCGAAUAAGCGCCAUUUUAUGGGCUGGUUAUCCGGGUCAAGCUGGAGGAGCAGCAAUUGCAGAUGUUUUAUUUGGAACAACAAAUCCAGGGGGAAAGCUGCCGAUGACAUGGUAUCCGCAAUCAUACAUAGCUAAAGUGCCGAUGAUGAACAUGGGAAUGCGGCCAUCCGGUGGCUAUCCUGGAAGAACCUAUCGGUUCUACAAAGGACCGGUCGUGUUUCCGUUCGGUCACGGCCUGAGCUAUACACACUUUAAACAAUCUUUAGCCUUUUCUCCAACUGAUCUCCCAGUGCUUAUUAACACCAAUCUCUUUGCCGCCAAAAACUACUCAACAUUAUCAACCAAUGCCAUCAGGGUGAAACAUGCCAAAUGUGACUCACUCUCAUUACCUCUCCACAUCGACGUCGAAAACACCGGCGAUAUGGACGGAACUCACACUUUGCUCGUUUUCUCCGAGCCACCCGCCACCAUAAAAUGGUCCCCGGACAAGCAAUUGAUAGGUUUUCGUAGAGUUCACGUAACCGCCGGAUCGAUACAACGAGUCCAUAUCGACAUUCAUGCAUGCGAGCACCUUAGCAUCGUCGAUGAAUUCGGGAUUCGAAGGAUUCCGAUGGGUGCACAUAGUUUACAUAUUGGAGAUCUGAAGCAUUCUAUUUCUCUCCAAGCAAAAUUGGAGGGCAUUAAGAACUAGAUAACUUUAGGAUAUUGUAGGGCACCAUAGCCAUAAACUAAGGCAUACUGUGAGAGUUCCACUGCAUUUCCGAAGGGGGAAAAAGUGGUCAAAAUUGUAGUU
This is a messenger RNA of Hibiscus syriacus, 2422 nucleotides long. Its product is annotated as beta-D-xylosidase 1-like. Gene Ontology annotation, cellular component: plant-type cell wall. NCBI's taxonomy places the organism in Eukaryota, Viridiplantae, Streptophyta, Magnoliopsida, Malvales, Malvaceae. Bases 8 to 2320 code for a protein of 770 amino acids. Gene Ontology annotation, biological process: arabinan catabolic process; xylan catabolic process. The record is from RefSeq and is a predicted model, not a curated record. Gene Ontology annotation, molecular function: xylan 1,4-beta-xylosidase activity; alpha-L-arabinofuranosidase activity. The transcript has 7 exons.